This is a messenger RNA of Frankliniella occidentalis (western flower thrips), 1663 nucleotides long. RefSeq names its product UPF0605 protein CG18335-like. Lineage: Eukaryota; Metazoa; Arthropoda; Insecta; Thysanoptera; Thripidae. Bases 175 to 1032 code for a protein of 285 amino acids. The record is from RefSeq and is a predicted model, not a curated record. The transcript has 5 exons.
GUCCCAUUGUUCAAAAUUCGAAGUUAUCUCUCCGCAUCACCUCCCACUCCGGGAGGAGAUGAGAAAAAAAUAGAAAAAAAAAAGAAAAAAAAAGUACACGGCAAAAACACACCACCACUUUACGGCAAACGUUAUCUCUAAAUUGCAAAGUGAACUCACCGCUCCAGCGUCACGAUGUCGGUGGCCCUUUUCGAAACACCGCAGCCGCUCAUGGUGCCGGGCUACACCGGCUACGUCCCCCAAUGGCGCUACCGCAUCGGGGAGACCUUCGGCAAGACCACGCACAAGAUCAUGAUGGACCCACACACCAACAUGGCGGACCAACUGGUGCUGUCGGAUCGGUCCGUCGACAACUACCAGGGUGGUGUGUGGCGGUGCACGGCAGGCUUCCUCCCGCGGGCGCGCGGCCAGUUCGGCCAGCGGUUCACGGCGGCCGCGGCCGCGGCUUUGUCCGACUUCGAGCAGCAGCAGCGGCGCGAGCGCGCCACCCGCAACCAGGUGGUGCGGGCGCAGCAGCUGCAGAACAACGCCGCCGACCCCAAGCACCUGCUGGACCGUAUGGUGCAGGCCAACCAGUGGAAGAUGCCGCUCUACAUGGUUCGUCCCGAGAUGAGCGGCGUCAUCAGGAAGGUCUGCGCCCCGGAGGCCGCCGUGCCGCCCGCCAGGAGCGCCGUCUCGCCGUACUUCAUGGACCCCAACGACCCCGAGAAGUACUUCGUGCUCGGCUACACGGGGCACGUCCCCUACGGCAUGGCGCGCUACGGCCAGACGAGCCAGGCGCUCACCAACUCGGCCCUGUGCGACUUCACCCACAACUACCGGCGCCGCCAGAGCACCGAGUGGGCGCCCGUCGGCGUGGUGCAGGCGGACCCGCCCCUGCUCCUCACCCCGCCCGAGAUCUACCACAAGCACGUCGGGCUGCUGCCGCACUACGUCGGCCACCUGCCCGGCGCCAAGUUCCGGUACGGAAGAACCUAUGGAAACGAUUCAAGAGACGGAAAGAGGUGGCUGAGGGGAGACUACACCACAUAAGAAUAAGAAGCAUGGAAAGUAAACAGGCAAUUUUUAUUCUGUAAGUAAAACACUCUUCAGGAAUAUUUAAAAAGUAAAUGAACAAUUAUGAAAAAAAAUAUGUAACAUGUAAAAAUAUAACUUAAAAUGAUCACAACACGAAAUAAUGUGAGAAUCAAUUACAGCUGAUUGCAGUUCAGCAAUCAGAAAGGUACAUAAAUCUCAACAAUAGUAACUAUUUAGAUAUCACAUAUCACAUAGAUUCUUUUUACAGAAGAGUAAUGAUGGAACACAGAUAGAUCCAAGUUUCAAUCUGAGGUUUUUGCUUUCCUAUGAACUAAUUGCUUCCCUUCCAUUUUUGAAGAAUUUCUGCUGCCUUGUGGAGGUUUUCAUCUUUCUGCAAUGUAUAGAGAUUAGAUUAAUUAAAACAAUAGAAUCCGUAAAAACUUCACUAGAAAAAGAAAAGAUUAAAGAAUGGAUUGAUACACACCUUUAUGAAGCAGUAACGCACAUAAUCUUCAAUGAGUGGCUUAUUGGGCUCACUGUAAAAAGCUGAUGGCGGUAUACCUUGAAGUUUGAUAUUUUUAGACAUCCACUUGGUAAAUUUGUAGUCUCUGUACUUAUCUACCUCCUGAGAUAGAUCAACUUUGUU